GAAUAACAGGCCGCGGCUAACAUGGAGUUUCGCCCUCCAGUUUUUCCUACUUGCGAUUGUUGGGAUCACGACAAAUCAAGGAUUCUACUUGCUGGGACUCGACCACACCUCACCUAACUUUUGCAUCGGCUGUCCAAAACUCCAUCCCGGUCUUAACAUUCCUCAUGGCC
This is a messenger RNA of Striga hermonthica, 170 nucleotides long. NCBI's taxonomy places the organism in Eukaryota, Viridiplantae, Streptophyta, Magnoliopsida, Lamiales, Orobanchaceae. The record is from the annotation of a GenBank genome assembly.